GCAGGGCUGCCAACAGUGCGUCGGUGCGCAGGUAGCCGCCAACACGCGCGCCUCUGCGGAGCGGGCGAGUGAGUAGAGAAGUAGUGGUGGUUCGGGAGCAGGGGGUGACGUCACCGCGCAGGAGGCUGCCCGCCCGCCGCAGGGCUGCCAACAGUGCGCCGGUGCGCAGGUAGCCGCCAACACGCGCGCCUCUGCGGAGCGGGCGAGUGAGUAGAGAAGUAGUGGUGGUUCGGGAGCAGGGGGUGACGUCACCGCGCAGGAGGCUGCCUGCCCGCCGCAGGGCUGCCAACAGUGCGUCGGUGCGCAGGUAGCCCCCAACACGCGCGCCUCUGCGGAGCGGGCGAGUGAGUAGAGAAGUAGUGGUGGUUCGGGAGCAGGGGGUGACGUCACCGCGCAGGAGGCUGCCUGCCCGCCGCAGGGCUGCCAACAGUGCGUCGGUGCGCAGGUAGCCCCCAACACGCGCGCCUCUGCGGAGCGGGCGAGUGAGUAGAGAAGUAGUGGUGGUUCGGGAGCAGGGGGUGACGUCACCGCGCAGGAGGCUGCCUGCCCGCCGCAGGGCUGCCAACAGUGCGUCGGUGCGCAGGUAGCCGCCAACACGCGCGCCUCUGCGGAGCGGGCGAGUGAGUAGAGAAGUAGCGGUGGUUCGGGAGCAGGGGGUGACGUCACCGCGCAGGAGGCUGCCUGCCCGCCGCAGGGCUGCCAACAGUGCGUCGGUGCGCAGGUAGCCCCCAACACGCGCGCCUCUGCGGAGCGGGCGAGUGAGUAGAGAAGUAGCGGUGGUUCGGGAGCAGGGGGUGACGUCACCGCGCAGGAGGCUGCCCGCCCGCCGCAGGGCUGCCAACAGUGCGCCGGUGCGCAGGUAGCCCCCAACACGCGCGCCUCUGCGGAGCGGGCGAGUGAGUAGAGAAGUAGUGGUGGUUCGGGAGCAGGGGGUGACGUCACCGCGCAGGAGGCUGCCUGCCCGCCGCAGGGCUGCCAACAGUGCGUCGGUGCGCAGGUAGCCCCCAACACGCGCAACUCUGUGGAGCGGGCGAGUGAGUAGAGAAGUAGCGGUGGUUCGCGAUCAGGGGGUGACGUCACCGCCGCGCGGGCCAAUGGAGCGGCAGCUGAUCCCGCGCGCCAGGCUGCGGCGCAGCAGGAGCGCCGCGACGCCGCAGUCCCGCCCGCAGCUGCAGGCCCAGGACGCUAACUGCGCCUUGCUGUACGAGCUGCGCAGCCGUGUUGCUGGCGCUGUGUUCCCGGCCAUGAUCCCGGAGCCGGACGCCUGCGCCCCCGGUGGCGACCUGGAGAAGCGCAACCGGCGCAACACGGGCGCUGCCCCCGCGGCGCCGCCCCUGCCGCCCUUCAGCCCCGAGGGCCUGAUCCUGCCCCGCAAGCCGGCCAACCCCUGCCUCGAGUCCAGCGACCACAAGAACCUGCACCGCGAGCUGCUCUUCAACCACAGGAUAGGCAAGAACGUGCUGAACCAGAAGUCGGAGCUGCAGAAGGCCCUGGAGAAGCACAAGGAGCUGCAGCUGAAGAAGGAGCUGCAGCAGCAGCAGGAGAGCAGCAAGUCCGUGCUGGAGCGGGUCAUCGAGGAGCGCGCCAAGCGCCUCGAGAUGUUGCAGAAGCCGGAGGGGGAGGCCAAGAGCCCGAACGGAGCCCCGGAGUUCCUGCAAGUGCACGCCAAGCUGCGGGCCCGCAUGGACUCCAAGUGAAGCCCUCGCCGCUCGCUCCCUGGGAGACCACGGUUGCUGCCCCUCAAAGUGUCUGGGGUAACAAGAGACUGUUUUACCUUUGUGUGUAGUCAGUAUGUUUGUAGUUGAGGGGCCAUGGUCCCUCGAGAAAUGUUUUCUGUAAAUAUAUACUUUUAGGUGCCUCGGUACUUUUAGUUUGUGCCGGCGCUUGUAAAUUGUAAAUAUUAAGAACAUAUCCAAGAAUAUUUUAUUAUAGUUUGACAGCUGCAGUGUUCUGUAGCAAGCACUUUAUUUUUUAUUUUAUUUUUUUUAUACCAGAACAUAGUUUAUUACAGAUAAUGUGUCUAAAAGAUUAGAUUAAAUUACACUGUCUCGAAAGCUUUGGAUCUUAGAUAAGCGACUCUGUGCCUUUUAUUCUUCACAACUUAAGAACACAUGCGUAUUCACUUAAGAAGACAAAAUAAAAUAUAGGAAUGCAAGUACAUAGUUUGAAACACACAGAAAUAGCAGUGGAAGGUUGGUUUGGUAAAAAAAAAAACUGUAGCUUGAGUUUUUCGAGCAUGUUUAGGCCCUUAUGAUUCUACUAACAGUUCAGUAUCACCCAUGUAGUUCUGUUAUGGUAUUUUCAUGAGUUUUUUCUUUUGCGGAAAUUCCUGCCGCAUUCCAUUAUCUAAACAUUACAGUUUAUGUUGUUGCAGACUUUGUUACCAGAUGUAUGUGGCAAGUUAUUGCUUUUGUAAAUAGUUGGGCAAGUAUGUCUUUAUUGUGAGAUGAUCACCUAAUGGAAGUUAAUUUUUUGCUUUCUCAGCAGGAUAAUGCCCACCAUUUUCUUUUUCAUGAAAAUUAUCAGAAAUAUUAAAUACUGAACUAAAUGGGUGAAAGUUUUUUUUUUGUAAAUUUUUUCACUGCUUGUGUUUUUUACGUGUCUGUAACAUUCAUGUUAGUGGCUGGCUAAUGGUUUGUGUCAUGCCUGUGUUGUUCGCAUUUGUAUGCACUUUUAUAACCACACAACCUGAGUUAUUAGAGAUAUCUGACACAAGAAAUUUGCUAUGAAUACUUAAUAGAUGAUACAAUUUUAAAUUAGUUUACAAAAUGUAUGUUUUUCCCCCCCUUUUUUUUUUGUCUGAACUAUGUAUCAAUUACAAUGAUGAAUUCUAUUCCUUUGCUAGCAUUAAAUAAUUUUUUUUUGUUGAAUGGAUUUCUAUUUACUUUUUAGAAGUGUAGUAAGAAUUUCAUUUUGGGAAGGUAUUGGAGCAGGAGGGGGGGGGGGGGGGGGGGUUAGUGUAGAGGGAGUAAUAGAACCACUUUGCCUAUUUUUGUUUUGUUGGUGGGAAUGAUAGAUUUCUUUUAGGAUUUCUGUUCCCACUCCCCCCUUCCAAACAUCCCUGUGAACACCCCUGCUUGAAGGUUCGUGUUUAUUUUGCACUCUCCAUUGCAAAUUACACUCAGGUAAUGGUAAAAGUUUUGGUAAAGUACAUUCCAAAUUUUUUGAUGCAAGCUAAUUAGGAAAAUUUCUGAAUUUAGAUGGGAAGAUUCAAAUGAGUAUGCUCAAAUAUGCUUUAGAAAGUAAUUUGUAAAAACCAAAAUUAUACUAAAUGCCAAAUGUCAAAAUAAUUGUUAAAACUGAAUAUGAAAACGCUCUUUACAUGUACUCUAGUUAAUAUAUGAGCCAUGAGUGUUCUGUGUAGGUGUAAUGCACUGAUAAGCAAUACAGUAAUGUAUGGUUCUAAUAAGUGUCUUUACUUACUGCUUGUAAAAAGCUAUAUUGAUAUAGUUUGGACCUGGAGACAAUCCUUCACUUAUACAGUUCCAUGUAUUGUAUGAGUGUAUUGUUAUUGUGCUAAAUCUGUAUUUCCCUCGGAAACUUCUUCAUAUGUAGGGUGGAAAGUGCACUGAAUAUAGACACUGCAAUGUAACAGAAAAUUUGGCUGUGACAAUUAUGAUCGGCCUGAGUUUGUACCUCAGUUUUGUUCGCUUAGAAAUGAAUGGGCAGUGCUUUAAAACUAUUAUUCAUUCAAGAGGAUUGAAUUAUUAUGGUAGUGUUUAUGAGCAAGUUGUAUUUGUGUCAAUAAUUAAGACUUCCUGUAAAUCGUUAGGUGUAGAAAGAACGAUAGCUAAGAGAGGCAUGUUUGUUCUUAGUACGUACAAGUCUUGUGUGUUCUAAAUGUGAUAUAGGGUGGUACUGACUAGUGGAAACAGUAGAUAAACCACCAGUAUUUUCAGGCAAUUGAAAUGUAAUUAACAAAGAAUAAAAGAAACAUAUAUAUUUAUUUCUACUGUUUUCUUGUAAUUAUUGAAACAUAGAUUGUCAAUAAAAAGUGCAACCAAUAA
Bacillus rossius redtenbacheri is the source of this 4007-nucleotide messenger RNA. RefSeq names its product actin-associated protein FAM107A. Lineage: Eukaryota; Metazoa; Arthropoda; Insecta; Phasmatodea; Bacillidae. The coding region runs from base 1095 to 1697 and encodes 200 amino acids. The record is from RefSeq and is a predicted model, not a curated record. The transcript has 5 exons.